This is a messenger RNA of Magallana angulata, 7166 nucleotides long. RefSeq lists its product as uncharacterized. NCBI's taxonomy places the organism in Eukaryota, Metazoa, Mollusca, Bivalvia, Ostreida, Ostreidae. The transcript has 13 exons. Gene Ontology annotation, cellular component: SWI/SNF complex. Gene Ontology annotation, biological process: positive regulation of DNA-templated transcription. The record is from RefSeq and is a predicted model, not a curated record. Bases 824 to 5641 code for a protein of 1605 amino acids.
UGCAUACCACAAAUCGCAUUGUCUUUUUGUAAUAUAGUUUUCUUUGCUAUAAAAGGGUUUCCAAAAAAUUUUUAAAAGACAACAUUUAACCAAAACAACCAACCAAAGGUUGUGAAAUAAGACAUUAUAUUAAGGAUCAUCAGCUGUAAGGAGAUUCAGUGAAAGUGUCAGUCCAGAUAUCAAUCUAAUCAAAUCACAGGCAAAAUUUUUGCUUUCCAUUUAUCAGUUUGUGUUCUUAUAAUAUAGCCAUGGAUGUUUUAUAAAAUGGUUUUCUAAAAUUGUUGACUUUUAUACAAUUUUUUGUUUCUGAUUGCCCUCUAAAUGAAUUUGUGAAUUUAACUUGAAAUCAAGUGUUUUGAGUGAGGACUAUUUUUAUAUCUGUACCCUUUCCAAAUCUUUUGUAACAGUCAGACCGGUUUGAAUACCGGUGCCAGAUAGCUCAGUUGGUAGAGAACCUGACCAGAGAUUCAGGAAGCCCAGGUUUUAAUCCCAGUCUGGUCUGUUAUUAUUUCUCCCAUCAGGUUACAUUUAGUGCAGUGCCAACUUUGGACCCAACAAGUUAUUUCAUGCUAGAAAAAGAGCCUAGGGUGAUCUUCAUAAGCAAAGAUGAUUUCAGGGUCAAGGGGGAUUUGUGAAGGUCAGACCUGUUCAAAUACCGCUUCCAGAUAGCUGUAGAGCACUUAUCCAGGGGACCAGGGUUAAAAUCCCAGUCUGGAAGGUAAAUGCUAGACAGAGAAAAUGUAAAUGAAGCCAACAUUGAACUACAGUGAAAAGACUGGCAACAAUAGGCCAGCAGUAAUGAUUUCCAAAAGGUAACUAAGAAAUGGACAAUGGAGAAUCGUUCUUUGACAUAAGUGAAGGAUUUUUUGGAAAUGACAAUGAUCCAGGAACCUCGGAUUUCAGCUGGGCAGACGAGUUCAUUUCCUCUUCCGAGAACCAAGAAACGAAUCAAACCACCGCCUCUGUCCUACAGCAAGGGAUAGAUGAAGUUAUCACUGCUUCCUCUUCACUUCCUGUCAUAGCCUCACAAAAUAACUCCAUCACCACAUCACAGCCUAGCUUCAUUCUCACCAACACUACCGGUCCAGUACCCCUAGCCAAUCAAAAUGCAGGAAUUCAGUUUGUGCAGCAGCAGCAAACCCAAUCCAACCAAUCACAACAAAUUAUUACUUCUCUGCCAAAUUUGAUUGGGUCCACUGCUCAAUUAGUGAGAGGACCCAAUGGGCAGUUGAUCCUAACCAGUGGACCAAUACAGGUCCAGCAAUCUCAGCAGACACUCCAGCCUUCGUCAGUUCAGUUUUCCUCUCAACAGUUUCAGACUCCCAGCCCGAGUCCAAUUCCUGCCAGUUCCCCUGCCGUCAAUCGUCCAAUCACCCCCGCUUCUUCUUCUCUCAUCACAAAGUCUGUCGGAUCUAUUCAAUAUGCCACCUCCUCUGAUUCUACAACUAUCUCUUCAUCCAAAGUUCAAACUCAACCGUUAGUUGGAAAUGCAGGUGUAAACUUCCUACAACUUCAAGGAAAUGCACAGCAACAGAUACUUGCCAGGAACAUUCAGGUUCAAGGACAGAGCAGUUCCAGCGGAAUCAAUGUCCAAGGGCAACAAAUUCUGCAAAAUCAAGGUCAUGUUACUUAUCUUCAGGGACAUGGGCAGUCUGCUAUGUUGCAAGGUCAGCAGGGAGCAGCUGCUGUUCUUCAAGGUCAUACUGCUGUGCUGCAAGGCCACAAUAAUCAGACUGCUUUGUUACAGGGUCAGCAGGGUCACACUGCCAUGUUACAUGGUCAAGGACAAAACAUUGUGAAUACACAAAACACUGUUAUACAGAACCCAAAUGUUGUGAACUUGAAUGUAGCACAUGUGCUAUGCAACAAUCCUGCUCUGCAGAAUCAACAGGGUGGGACAGUCCAGCAGGGCCAGAAUAUUCAAGGAACUCUUAUACAAACUGCUGAUGGUAAAAGUAUCAUCAUCCCUAGUCAGCUUCUACAGUCAGGUCAGCCAAUCAACCUCCAGAACAUCCAGCAGGUGUUCCAGCCCCAGCUGAACAGCAGUGGAGCCAGUGUUGUUCAAGGAUCCUCCACAAGUGGAGCGGGCCUAAUCCAUGGGAAUGCCAUGUUGGGCAACAAUGUGACUCUUGGUGGUAUUGGAAAUGUGAUCCGCAUGGCUACUAACACCUCGAUGGCUGGACAGGACAAACACUUAGGUGCGGGGUUACCUGUCAUUGGUGUGAACAGCCAAGGUCAACAGGUGCUUAUUCAGAGGACUCAAGGUCAGCAACAAAACAUAAUGGUACGCACUCUCACACCACAAACUUUACAGCAGCUUCAGCAACCUAGCAACAACACCUCCAGUACAUCAAACUAUCAUGCCUCUCAAGCAUCACAAGUAAUGCAGCAACCUUUACUGGUGUCCUCUCAGCCUGGGAUACAGCUCCAGAGAAUAAUCACUCCCACAGGUCACCAGGUCAUAGCAGGUCAGCAGAACCAGGCUGUGAAGGUCAUUGGUCAGAACCCUGCAGGUGUAUUGUCUAUCAAUCUCCCCCAGAAUAUCAGUUUCCAGAAUCCUCAAAUGCAGACUGUACAGCUUCUUCAGCAGCAGGUACAGCGGGCAGCAAUGGGGGUAAAGAGCGAGCCGGGCACAUCUUCACCGGCCCAGCAAGUGGUGCUUGGGGCGGGGUCUGACUCCAAAACUCUGUCAUUUGUUACCAAAAUGGUCUCACAGCAAGGCUCUGUGGGAUUACAAAAUGAUGCAACUAGUUCACAGUCUAGUGUUCAAAAUGUGUUCACAUCUCAUGUGUCAGUCAUGCCGCAGUACUCUGUGGCGAGCUCUAUUGCUCCAUCCGCCACAUCCCAGUCCCAGACUGCUCUGUCUCAGCCAAUAUUUAGUACUACUACUCAGAUACCCCAUGUCGUUCCCUCAGUGGUAACACCCCAGCCCUCUACCGACACCAAACCACCCUCAUUUAUACAGCAGACCACGUUACAAGCAAGAAACAAUGCCCCAAAACUUCAGACCAUUCAAAUCACGCCGGAGACCCAAAAGAAAUUGCAGUUGAUUCAAACAGAACUGAAGACUCUUCAGAGUUUGAAGCAACUGACCAAUGAACAAAUGCAAAGACAGAAGAAGCUAAUAGAUGUUCAGAAGAGCAUCAUACAGAAGUGUGCCCAGCAGCAGCAGCAGGCUGCGUUACAGGCAGCCCAGCCAAUGAUUGGUCAACCCCAGGCAGGCUUCCCCGCCACCCUCAACUUGGUUGAAGUCAAAAAGGAGGAACCUCAAAUGGUUCAUCCACCAAUGAUUGGGGAACCCCCCACUGGCACAGUGCCCCAGCAGGUUACUGUAGUCAGCUCCUUAGCUCAAGGUGCCAUACAAGCAACUGCGACCCUGUCGAAUGCCUCCCCACUGUUGUCAGCAUUAUCCUCAGCCACCACCAACAUCCGUCCAACCAUAGCCACCACACAGAAUCUUAUACUAAACCAGGUCACGUCGGCCCAGACUGUGCUUAAAAUAGGUCAGGAAGCGACCGCCACCCCGAGUGUGCCAAAACCUAUGGGUACAAAUUUACUGCCAGGAACUGCAACUCUAACCGCUGGUACUGCACAGGCACCAGUCCCUACGCAAAUCAAAAUAGCAAAUCAUGUCCUUCAGUUGAAUUUGACACCUGAUCAGAAGAAUAAGGUGGAGGGUUACCUGGCCCGCAUGACCCCUGAACAACAGCAGCAGCAGAUCAAACUGUUCCUGAAUCUACAGAGACAGCAGCAACUCCAGGCCCAGGUGCAGGCCCAGAAAGCCCACCAGGCAAAGCUCCAGCAGGGCAAAAUACCCGCCCCAGUUCAGAAUUUGGCAAGUGGCAAUGCAAACACAGCAGUGGGAUCAGGUGCCCCAACAGGUCACAUGAUCUUACAGACAGGGGGACCAGACAACAAACUGGUUGCUGUGGCUAACAUGCCAAAGGAACAGCUGAUUCAUCAACAGUUGAGCAAGGAUCAGGAGAAUGCACUGCGGUCAGACACACACACUCCAUUCCACAACCAGAGGGACAUGACCCGCAGACUCCUGCGCUACCAUGUGUUCCAGUGGGCGGAGCCACCCAAGAAACUAAUCAAAAAAGACAAAGAAAUGUUUGAAAAUUGUGCAGAGGGCUUGAUGAGAAAAAGUGGUGCUAUGUUUGAAAAGUUCCGAGUCUUGCUGAUGAAGGAAAGCAUGAGGAAAAACAGUACUGCAGAAACUGUAAUGAUUCAAAGACUGCUGAAUGAAGAUCUCAAGGAAACCAUCACCAAGGAGAAGAAGCAACUCGCUGAUGACCCGGGAUCAUUCAAACCUAUUCCGUUACACAUUUUACAAAAAUCUGAAAAGGCAGCAGCUGCGAAGGAGGAGGUAAAGCCUGUGGUUGUUAAAUCGGAGCAUUCUCCAGAACAGGUGCCCCCUGACAGUAAGUCCUCCAGUCCCUUCAUCUCAAUAAAGGAGGAGGAGAGUAACUCACGCCCAACUACGCCAAAAUUCAGACUGAUCAUUCGCAAUGAUGGACAGAAGCUGACCAGUUCGACCUGUAUAACAGAGGACGGGGACGCUGAUAGUGACACAAACACUUACAUUGCUGAGGAGAGCAGCACCGACAGUUACGGGGACAACAAUUCCGACAAAGGUUCUGUGGGCUCGAGGUCAAUGUUGGAUAACAUUGAGAGUAAAGCUGCUGAUGACAUCACGAUGGAUGACAAUGCUGCCUCUAGGUGGAGUGACAUUAGUAAUGAUGAAAAACCAUUCUCCUCCUACAUGGAGACCGAGAGUGCUGAAGCUUCACAGAUGAGCUAUAUGAACUAUCCCUCCAAUAAAAUGGAGAUAGAAGAGACAGAUUCUAAUGCAUACCCAGACCACACGGAAGCUGUUCCUAGCAUGAUCUCAUCAGAUGACACUGUCAAUUACAGUAGUCAAAACACAUUUCAUCGUAGUCCACCAGCCAUCAGUCGUUCCUUAUCAUACACAUCAGAUAAAGCCUUGUAUCGUCAAGACAGUUCCAAAAACUCCAACUUCAGUGGGUCAUUCUCUGCUCUAGAGGAUAGCCAAAAAUCGCUGGAGUCAAGUGCCAAUUCUUACACUGGCUCCGCUUGUGCUCAGUAUGAACCCAUUUCCUCUGAUGAAGGGGACGAGGAGGAGGGUGUGUCGCGAUUUGUGCCUGGUAAAAGUGAGCCUUAUAUUAUAAGUAUUGGAAAACACACUAUGAAGUAUUCUGGUGAUUCUCAGUCAUAUCUGCAAAGUGAAAACUUAGGCAAAUUAAAUCAAACCUCUAGUGCUGAUGUGAUUGAAAUUGCUGAUAAUGAUGGUAACCUCAAACAGGAAAGUAGUAGUAGUAGUGAUAGUGACUCCGAUUCAGAGGCAAGUUCUCUGAAGGAUGGUGAUAACGUGACAAAUUACCAAAUGCAAAGUGCAAUUGAUUCCAUUUUGCAGUAUGACAGUGCAACAUCACCAUCAUCAGCAUAUCACCACAUGGACCAAUCAGAUUUCUUAAGUAAUGACUAUGAAGCCAGCCAAUCAGAAGAAAGUGCUAUAAAUAGUCCCCAAUCAUAUGAUAGACAAGAUACUGGGGACCAUACAGACACUACCUCUAUGGAGGAUGAUCUAGAUGCUGCCGUCAAAAGUAUUUUAAUGUAGUGGUAGUCAUUUCUACUUUGUUGUUCAUACCACAUGCCUUAGUACAUGUCCAUUGUCCAUAUCAUUGUAAUUCAUUGAAUAUAGUGUAGGUAGGUAGGAAUCUCAUGAAAUGUCUUUAAAUUCCUUAUAACAGAAUUUACAAAGUAAAUUUGUUCUAGCUGUGCUGGCAUUUGAGAUGCUGAUAGUAGAUUUCGUUAAAUUGGCAGAACAUGACAGGACAGAGUACUGUUGUCCACAAAUGUCACUUGGGUCCAAUAGGUUGCUAGUCUUGUAGACCAUGACACAGAUUUUGAUUGCAUUUUCAUUUAUUUUACCUUUGAUAAAAAACUAUGGCUAAGUUUAUGUUAAAACAUUAUUUUCCUUUUCUGAACAACAUAAUUUUUUCAUGAAUUUAAAAAAGGAUAUAUGCAUAGAGGGGCAGAGAAAUCAUGUUUGUAAAUUUGAACUCGACUGUCUUCCUCUUUAUAAUUAUUCAUCGAAUUGAUUAAGAAUCUGCAAUUAUAAUGGAAUGAAAAAAAAAAAUUAUAGACUUUUUUUUAUAAAGUAAGAGGACAGCUUCUAUUUUUUUUGACAUACAAAAUGGAAUGUUGAAUCAUUUGAAAGUUGAUGCCCCUGUUUCUUACAACUAUACAGUGCUUUGUCGGUUUAGUAGCUUGUUUUGUAUUUUAGGUAGACCAAGGUGUCUAUCUUUGCAUCUUUUGUGAUAUUUUUGGUUAUUUUCUACUUUUGUAAAUUUUUACCAUGAGAAGGAAUAAUAGGUACUGAAUACCAUAGUUUGUUACCAGUAUUGCCUUUGAUUUGUGUACAAGAUGUUUGAUACUGUCAAUGAUUGUUUGUUGAUGUUGUGUACAAAUCUUAUGUUGUAAUUCAUAAUUCAUACAGGUGCACAUAAGAGUUUUUUUUUUAUGAAAUGAAAAAAAAUAGGUUAGGAAACAUUGGCAGCAUUUUUGUGCUAGUCAUGGCAUAAUUUCAUGUAUUUCCUCAUUAAUAUCAUUCCAUUCUUGUCAGUUUGUAUGGUAUUAUGUAUUUUGCAAUAGAUCACCUUUCUUUUUCUGUCUUGACAAAGAAGUGCCAUGUCAAAAUGCAAUACAGGAAAGAUAUGUACAUAAACACACAGUGAACGCUGUGGCUAUGGUCACUGUUAAUAAGUAUUUACCUGCAACUUGUCCUCAGGUUGCUGACUACCUGAGUACCAACUACAUUUUCAGAUUGAGUUUCUCAAACUUUUAUUUACAUUUUUCCAAGCACCUCAAAGAUGCUUCACAAAAAAACUUCUUGCAAGCCAGAUCAUGGUACAAUUUGCUGAAUUCAAGUUUUCAAGAAGCAAAACUUCAUAAAAAAUUUAUCGAACCCAAUAUUUUAAUGAAAAGUGGUAGAUAAUGUGCAUAUUUUCUGGCUUUUUGUGCAUUGAUGUAGAAUUAAGUCAUAAUAUCUCAUUUAUUUAUUACAUAUCAUAUCAAGAGUUCACCCUAUUUUGGGUAAUUGAAAAAAGAAAGAAAAUGAAAUAAAACAAUAAACAAAUGCU